Messenger RNA from Megalops cyprinoides (Indo-Pacific tarpon), 679 nucleotides. RefSeq lists its product as uncharacterized. The coding region runs from base 44 to 679 and encodes 211 amino acids. The record is from RefSeq and is a predicted model, not a curated record. Lineage: Eukaryota; Metazoa; Chordata; Actinopteri; Elopiformes; Megalopidae. The transcript has 2 exons.
GCACGCUGUCAUUUGAGUACAACAUUCGGGGAGCAGCUUCAUAAUGGGGAACUCGAUCAGGAAAACUAAACUGAACACGGUGCAGGAUCUGAGGGAGUCCGGCUUCGGCCAGCCCAGUCCCAGGCACGGCCUCAAGCUGCUCUUCUGGUUGGCCAACGAGUGCGUGGAGUUGGACCGGCAGGACAACAUGGUGUCGGGCUGCGAGCCCAGGAGGGGGGACUUCGGUUUCCACCAUUUUGGCAACUUUGAGAAAAUCCUGCCCUCCCUGCUGCCCGGCGAGGGCCAGAAGUACUUCGUGGUGGGAAACCUGAACCCGGAGAAGCACCCAGGGGCCCAGGACCUGCCCGAUUACGUGAGAGAGGACUACGACCGGCCGCAGAUCUCUCACGCGUCCAACAAGGACCGCAUCAUCCUCGCACUGCUGCCCGGUAACGGCAUCAGUAAAAUCUACGUCACAGAGCACCUGGACCGUUCGCAGGGGUUUGACCGCAAACGCACUUUCCGCGUCACGGCCAGCUUGGUCAGCGACAUCAAAGACCCGGAGCUAGACCUGGCUGCGUUCCUGAGGCAGACCGGCUUCUACAGCGCCCCCUUCAGGCGAUACGCCAUCGUCCUGGGCUGCGUGAUCCUUCUGCUCUGUCUGAUUGCAGUCCUGUAUGUCAUUUUCACACAGCUUUAA